AUGAGAGCUACAAGCUUUUCCCUGGAGUCUGCUGAUUCUCACUCAUCAGUUAGACGAAGACAACUAAGCCAUUUGAACUCACAGUUAGCCCAACUACAUGCGAACCUAUGUGACUUCAAAGAUCUUAUCACAGUUACAUCGGCACAAUAUAAUGCUAUUGAGAAGAUUGGAAAGAUUCAUGGAUCCUUCUUUAUGGCAAGUCAUGCUGUUUUUGAAAGCGAUACUUUCAAUGAGCCCCAAGAGUCAGACUAA
Priceomyces carsonii is the source of this 252-nucleotide messenger RNA. RefSeq names its product Hsk3p (gene HSK3). Bases 1 to 252 code for a protein of 83 amino acids. The record is from RefSeq and is a predicted model, not a curated record. Gene Ontology annotation, molecular function: microtubule plus-end binding. Lineage: Eukaryota; Fungi; Ascomycota; Pichiomycetes; Serinales; Debaryomycetaceae. The transcript has a single exon. Gene Ontology annotation, biological process: attachment of spindle microtubules to kinetochore. Gene Ontology annotation, cellular component: DASH complex.